Messenger RNA from Varroa destructor (honeybee mite), 5422 nucleotides. It is a transcript of the gene Hacl, whose product is annotated as 2-hydroxyacyl-CoA lyase. Gene Ontology annotation, biological process: fatty acid alpha-oxidation. Gene Ontology annotation, molecular function: thiamine pyrophosphate binding; catalytic activity; magnesium ion binding. The record is from RefSeq and is a predicted model, not a curated record. Gene Ontology annotation, cellular component: peroxisome. NCBI's taxonomy places the organism in Eukaryota, Metazoa, Arthropoda, Arachnida, Mesostigmata, Varroidae.
GGCAUGUCGCCGUUACGCUUGUGACUACACGGCAUAAAACCAACCUGGAUAAUUAAUAGUUGAUCAGCUGCCUGUUUCGAGAAACCGUUACAGGUAUAUGUCAACGACGAGUCAUCGAGUUAUGGCCCGCAUGAUUGAUGGCGCGCGUGUGCUGGUGGAGUCGCUCCGACGUCAAGGCGUAGAGUACAUGUUAGGUGUGGUCGGAGUACCAGUAUUCGAGGUGAGCGUAGCUGCACAGCAAGCCGGCAUCAAAUUCAUCGGGAUGCGAAACGAACAAUCUGCCGCGUAUGCCGCAGGGGCAAUCGGAUAUCUAACCCGGCGACCCGGCGUCUGCCUGACUGUUUCCGGACCCGGUGUGCUCCAUACAAUUGGAGGCCUUGCAAACGCACAACUUAAUGGGUGGCCGAUGAUUCUAAUCGGAGGUGCCAGUGAAAGGCAGCUUGAUGGCGUUGGUGCUUUUCAAGAAUAUCUUCAGGUUGAAUCGUGUCGAAUGCAUGUGAAGUAUGCUGCUCAACCCAAUUCAAUUGAACAAAUUCCGUUCGUCGUCGAGAAGGCAACGAGAGAGGCGCUAUUUGGACGACCCGGAGCUUGUUAUAUUAGUAUGCCCGCUGAUUUGAUCACUGGUGAAACGGAUGAGUCGAAGCUCUACCAUUCCAAAGUGGUAGGAGAUGCUCCUGUAUCCUUGGCCUGCCCUCAACAAAUAGCUAGAGCUAUCAGUUUACUAAGAACGGCUGAAAAACCUCUUAUCAUAGUUGGCAAAGGUUGUGCCUAUGGUCGUGCUGAAAAGAGUGCACGAGAAUUUAUUGAGAAGUCUGGUAUUCCUUAUCUUCCAACUCCAAUGGGAAAAGGAGUGCUUCCAGACGAUCAUCCCCAGUGUAUUGCACCCGCGCGUACAAAGGCGCUUCAGGAGGCCGACGUAAUCCUGCUGCUAGGCGCUCGCACGAAUUGGAUGUUGCACUUUGGAAGGCCACCACGUUUCAACACGUCUGUCAAAUUCAUUCAGGUUGAAAUUAAAGCUGAAGAAUUCGACAACAGUGCGCCCACUGAAGUCGCUCUUCUUGGCGACGUGAACACAGUCUGCGUCCAGCUGCGAGAUGCUUGCUCAUUCAAGCACGAUUCUUCAUCCGACUGGAUCAAUGGACUCCGAUUUAAAAUGGAAUCCAACGCUAAAAUUGUUCAAAGCCUUACGGAGAGUAAAGCUAUUCCAAUGAAUUACCAUUCCGCCUAUAAGAUCAUCAGUAAAUACCUGCCAAAGGACGCAAUAAUCGUCAAUGAAGGGGCCAACACGAUGGAUAUAGGGCGAACCAUGCUUCCCAAUAUACUGCCGCGCCAUAGGCUCGAUGCGGGCACAUUUGGUACAAUGGGCAUUGGAUUGGGCUUUGCUAUAGGGGCUGCCUUACACGCUCAAGCAGUGUACCCUGGAAAGCGGGUCGCGUGCGUGCAGGGCGAUUCAGCUUUCGGCUUCUCGGCGCUCGAGUACGAGACCGCCGUGAGAUAUCGUCUACCUAUCAUAUGUAUUGUCAUUAACAACAAUGGCAUCUACAAUGGAUUUGACGAAAACUCCUGGAAAGCGUUCUACCAAUCUGGCCAGCACGAAGCUCUUUCGCUGCCUCCGAAUGCACUGACGCCGAACGCGCGUUACGACGAAAUUUCGAAAAUGUUUGGUGGACGAGGAUUCAACGUAAAAACGCAUGCGGAGCUUGCUAAAGCAAUGAAAGCAGCUGUGGCGUACAUUGACGGACCAUGUAUCAUCAACGUAAACAUUGACGGAAUGGCUCAGAGGAAACCACAGGAGUUCGAGUGGCACACAAGGGCCAAAAUAUAACUAUUGCCAGGCAGAUACAAACUGCAGCUAGCACAAAAAUAGGGAAGUCUUCUUUGAUUUGCCCAUUCGAUGAGCCUAUCGUAAAUUACCAAUCGCCAGUUCUAUUGUCACUAAGUGACACCACGGUUAUUUGCUCAUCUCAUUGCAUAAACGAAAUAUGCCUACAAAUCUUUCAUGCCUCAGGUAAUAGAUUUAUUUCAUCAUAUACGAUACGCGCUGACAUGAACCUGAACGACAAACCGCGCGUGCAGCUAAUCCUAUCGCCAUUCUAAAAUAAAUAUAUUUUAUAAAGUAUUACGGUGCUUUCCUUCCCUUUGAUAAUGACACAAUAUUUUUUUUUGUUUAUGAUAAAUCUACUCGAGUGACAUCACUACAAGCACCUGUUCUAUACGAUUUAAUUUAGCAGAAAACCACGUAAGCUCUCAACCCAUUCAACGUCGCCCACUUUAUUGCAAUAAUUGACAACACUUAAGCUUAUAAUAUAAAUACAUUUAUUUGUUGUCUAUACUUUUUGUUUCGCAUGUUAUCUUAUCGUUGUCGUUAUCUUUGUCGACUUCUUGGCAUUUGUAUAUUAGGCAUCUUCACCAGUCGCUGUAUUGUUGUACAGUUCUUUGUCCUAAACACAGCAUCUCAUACUCUACCCUGAAUUCACUUUAAUUAUAACUCAUUCAGUAUUAUUUGACUUCAAUCAAUAAAGCUAUUAGAGUGAGUACCACGAUUUCUCGUUUUUAUUUCUUACUUGAAAUAUCUAAUGUCCAUUUUGUAGUCUAGUCUAUUCUAUUGGAGUGACCGUUACAUUAACUAUGAUUCGUACGUUGCUCGCAUUCAUCAUCCGUUCUCAAUUGCAAUUUAAUUUGUUUUUGCGUCAAGGCAAGGGAUGGUCUGAAGCCAACUGAACUGCCAUAUCGAUCCUAUCAUUUUUCCGUUGCUUUUAUGUGCUUUCCAAUUUGAACGGAUAAUAACAUUAUCUUAGUAUUAUUCUAUAGUUUACAUAAAAUGUCAUUUCCCUACGCUUGCUUUUCGGUGUUCAAAAAAGAAAGACAUCUCUAUGUACAAAACAUGAUCACCAUUUUCAUAGCCGUUACAGUUGUCCUCCAGCAUGGUCACAUCCGAUAAUAAAUAUCCGUCGUCAUUUUGUCAGUCAGACUUUUCUCAUUGGCUUUGCUGUCCCUUAGUUCCUACUUCGUCGAUUAUCGCUUGAGAAUUCUACACGUUGAUGAGCAGGUUGUAGCCGUAAUGAUUUAUUUUACGAUCGUCGUAAUGAGGUAAAACUACACAGAGAGACUACCCCAAAAUUACGUUCUCGUCGCAAUGUAGCACGAUAAUGAACUCAUUACUCAGCAUUUAUUGACCAGGAAUGUUUAUGGUAGGCACGAUAUAAGUGGUUGCCCAUAUGAGGGUCACACAACUUCAACAGUAGAAUCAAAGCAGUCGUGUCGUUGAUUGUAUUUAGUUGAUUUCAGUAUUGGUUUUUGACGAGGAAUCAUUCGUGAAGUCUCAAGCCACUAUGAUAGAUCGAACAGUUCGGUUAAUUUUGGGGCACUCUUAAUGGCUCCACAAUGUGAAAGUCGUUCAACAGCUGUUAACAUCGUUUUUCUUAUGCGUAGCCAGUAGAAACGUCAAUUUACGAUGAAUUUUUCCCCAUAGUCGUUUUUAUUCUGAAAACCCCACCGUACAGUCAUCUCAUACUCAGCAAUUUAAUAUGAUGAACUAUUUAUUUACACAGCAUUUCUUAUCGUUCUAAACUUUCAUUACUUUACACUUGAUUAAAAUCAUUUCUGAUAACUUAUUCAUUUGUUACGAUUUGUCUUUGUUAUUAUUAUAUGUUGUUAUCCUAUCGAUUGUGGCACUUGCCACAUAACACAUGUCUUUGUAUAUUAUUACAUAGCACAUAUCCUGGAUCUCUCUUAAAAUAUUGGCAGGAUUUCGUUCAAACUGGACUUGAACGGGUCGACUCCAAGCCCAUUCGAGACUAAAAUGUCCAAGCCCAUGGUAAAAAUAAUUAUUCACAAAACGCACCCCCUUUCCCCAGUCCCCCGACGGCUCAGGUCAUUCAGUCUUCAUCGUGUUGCUCUCGUGACCCUUACGAUAUUUUACAGUAUAUAUUUAAUAUGUACAUUGGAUUGCUGACCCUUUUCCAACGACUUACCACUGAAGGAGUGCAUUUUUGAUGGCCCGUUAUGUCUAUAUUUGGAUAUAAGUACUAUGAACGUUUAGAGGGCGAGUAAUGAGCAACCGAUUAUAAUUGGGCAUCGUACCCACUCGGUCGCUUAUAUUCUUCCUUCUCAUUUGUGGAAAUAAAGAAAAUCAUUCCUUAUAUCCUAUCUUGAUGAAAUUCACAAGGAAACAUAAGAGCGUAUUGUAGAUCUAAAAUUCUAUUGUUGUACUGGCUUUAAUCUUAAGAUUUUUCGUUCUAUCAAUAAGAUAACGUAAUGUCAUUAUGCAGUAUGAACUGUGUCCGUCGGGCCAAGACACAAUAGCUUCUACCGUCUCUAAACGUUAUUGUUAACGUGCCUGUUCUGUCUCAUUGAGGAUUCUGUGAAUUUUCAUCAUAUGACAUGCUUUUGUGUUAAUAGUCACACCCAUAUAUAAUAGCGAGCGUAAUUACACCUUCCGUUAUAUUCAUGAAACUAUCACUGUCACAGCCCACUGCUUUCAGUUACAGUUACUACUGCUACAAGUACUAUUAGAUAUUUAUAUAUAUAUAUAUAUAUAUACAUUUGUGUCACCUUUCUUCAUUCUUUCAUCCUUUUGUCCACACAGCAGAAAAUUCAUGUAUUGAAUGAAGCAACGCAAUGUGAAGCGCUAUAUUACAACGAAUCCAUCUGUUAACAUUGGUAUCAUGCACAUAUCACUCAGUUAGGCCUUGCUUCACGAGUUCGGGUUAUCCCGGGACUGUCGUAAGGGCAGUAAGAUUGCAUGGCAUUGGCCUGGUGACAAAUUAGAACUAUACACUCAUUCACUGGUAUGUGCAAAGUUAUUUAAAUAUAGUCUUAUCCAACUUAACUGCGAAACCCCUGAGGGUACAUCACACUGCGCUAAGUAAAUGAAAAUGGAUCUCCCGAUCGGAAAGUCUAGGUUGCCAGUGAGAGGAAAAACAACAUCUAGAUUGAAGCUGUCCUACAUCAAAAGAAUACAAAUAUAACACGGUGCUAUCUAUAGUCAUUGCCCAAUGCCAGCUAGAUCUUAAUCGUGGAAUAAGCCUUCAAUACUAAUAUACUUAUCAUCACCAUAAGAGAACGCAGGAUAUGACAUCCUGAUUUGAGGAUAUUCUAAAGCUAUUCAUAGAAUGUUGUGUUUUCCAGACACGCAAAGGCCGUACCUUCUAAUUCUGAUAGCAAAUGUAUGAUCAUUUCGGCCGCACAUCGACAUACAUUUUCUCACCUCUUCUUGCUAAUUACUAACAUUAGCGUGUUGUUUUUCACUUGCCCGCUUAUUUCUCUUUUUUCUUCUCAUCAUUAUCAUGAAACAUUUCUCGUUGAAGCGGUCUACUAUAUAACAAUUUCCACCAGCGUUUGUCGACCAGUACUUUUUACCAUGAUGCUGCUGCUGGCGAAUCUUUCAUUGCCCCGACUGCUACUUUCGCUGUCGUUUUGC